UCUAGCCGAAGCAUCACCUUGACGAAAUACCAUUCUACUAGAACAUCACCUCGCUCCACGCGCACCGCGAAUCGCGCACCCGAGGCCAACGAUCACCCUUCCAAACCCCACCAUAAUCUUACACACGCUCUCCGCUCCUCACAAUGGGCGGCCCCAAUCUUGAGGUCUUCAAGUUCGGCAUGUACAUUCUCUUCCCGAUUGGUGUUAUGUACUACUUCGGCACAAACCUCGAUAAUCGCUUCUCUGUCCCCGAUUUCUGGCCCAAGGAAGGACAAACGCACAAGAUUCCGUUUGAGAGAGAGGAGAUUAAGUCAGAGUUGGAGAGGAUGAAGAGGCAGCGUGCGGAGGCGAAGACGCGGAGGGAAGACGAGGAACGGAGGAUGAGGGAGAUGAUGAUCAGAAGGGAGGAGUAGAGAAAGUGCGGCUGUGCGCACCUUUU
This is a messenger RNA of Periconia digitata, 439 nucleotides long. NCBI's taxonomy places the organism in Eukaryota, Fungi, Ascomycota, Dothideomycetes, Pleosporales, Periconiaceae. The record is from the annotation of a GenBank genome assembly.